GCCCGCCGCCAGGCGCCGCCGCGCACCUCAGCGCGGGCAGCGAGGCUCCGCCGCGCCUCAGCCCUGAGCGGGCCGCGCUCGGCGCCGCCAGGAUCCUUUUCCUUCUAACAUCUCCGGGCGCCGGCAACCGCCACGCCCGGCAACCGUGCGGCCGCGGCAUGAAGCAGGUAGAGGCGCGGGCGGGCUGUGCGGGGCGGCGGGCGGUGGCGGCGGCGCGGCCUCCCCGCCCCUCGGCGCUGACGGGAGCGCUGUGGGGGUCCCCGCCGCAGGCGCUGGUGGACGACACCGAGGAUGUGUCUCUGGACUUCGGCACCGAGGAGGAGCUGGCGCUGCGGAAAGCCAAAAUCAGGCACCCACUGGCCACCUUUUUCCACCUGUUUUUCCGAGUGAGUGCUAUUAUUACCUACUUGUUCUGUGACUGGUUCAGCAACAGCUUUGUUGCCUGUUUUGUCACUAUUCUCCUUCUUCUAUCCUUUGACUUUUGGUCAGUUAAGAAUGUGACAGGAAGACUCUUGGUUGGUUUACGCUGGUGGAACCAGAUUGAUGAAGAUGGAAAAAGUCACUGGGUAUUUGAAGCAAAAAGGGUGCCUACAAUAGCUGCCUCAACUGAAGCUGAAGCUCGAAUCUUUUGGCUCGGCCUCAUUAUCUGCCCAGUAAUUUGGACAGUGUUUUUCUUCAGCACCUUGUUUUCCCUGAAGCUGAAAUGGCUGGCUCUUGUCAUAGCUGGUAUCUCCCUUCAGACCGCUAAUUUAUACGGAUACAUCCACUGCAAAUUAGGGGGACAAAAAAGCCUCAGCAGAAUAACUUCAAGGUUUUUUCUCACAGCAGAUGUUCCUGAGGGACAGACCAGGAGAAUUUCAGAAGACCGCACUGAAGAACAUGGAAAGACACGCACCAGAUAAUCAUUUAAGUUAAGGAAAAGUAAAAGGAUGAGCAGUAGAAAUACUCAUUUGUUAAAGCUGUUUUUCAUAUGGAAUUAUUGAAGUAAAGCUCUUCUAGAAUUGCCUGUGUGAAAUAA
Numida meleagris (helmeted guineafowl) is the source of this 1018-nucleotide messenger RNA. It is a transcript of the gene TVP23A, whose product is annotated as trans-golgi network vesicle protein 23 homolog A. Lineage: Eukaryota; Metazoa; Chordata; Aves; Galliformes; Numididae. The transcript is spliced from 6 exons. The record is from RefSeq and is a predicted model, not a curated record. Gene Ontology annotation, cellular component: Golgi membrane. Bases 159 to 902 code for a protein of 247 amino acids. Gene Ontology annotation, biological process: vesicle-mediated transport; protein secretion.